AAAUGAACGUAGUGAUACUGUGAGGUUAGGAAGUCAAAACAUUCGAUGACAUUGACCGGGGAGCAAUUUGUGCUGAUAUCGAUGACGUUUCGAUAUAGCCACUAUCUAAUGAUGGUAAAAUGAAUAAGAUAAGUAAAUAGUCAAUCGAAAACUAUAGUAACGCUGUUAAGAUGUAAUAGUUACAGAUCAGAAGAGAUCUAGAAAGGAAUCAGUGCUCUGAUUAAUCAAUUUUAUGACUGAGCAUGGUAUAUAAUCUGAAGAGGAGGAAAGUGAAUACUCGUGCGUGCAUGUGCUCCAAAAGAGGCGACAUUAAAUAUCUACAUUCAAUGACUUGACAAUGUAUAUAAUUAGCGUAAUCGAAUAGUCAAUGUGAACACGUUGUUGGAAAUAAUUAUCAGCAGUCGAUUCAGAAUGUCUUUCAAAACGCGUGUGUCACGCUGUUGUCCGGUUAGAUUUGUUGGGAGAAUCAUCUCGAAAUGCUGGGCAUCCUGCGGAGCCUUUGCAUUCAUUUGUUUUAUAUUGUAUUGGCUGUAUGGCGGCAUCUUCUUGUUCUUCCUGCUAUGCUUUGCCACAACAGGUGUAUUGUACCGGAUGGAAGACCUGUUACUUUAUCAUCCCGAGUUACCAUCCCAUUCACGCGUUUAUGUUCCUGCACCAUCUAUGUUCAACUUGCCUUAUCAGAGUGUUUACACCAGAACUGUAGAUGGAACGAUGUUACACAUGUUCUUCAUAUCACAGCCAGAUGACAAAGCGAAGGAUGUACCCACGGUGCUCUUUCUUCACGGUAAUGCUGGAAACAUGGGCCACAGGCUUCAGAAUGUUUCUGGACUGUACCACAACAUACAGUGCAACGUCCUAAUGUUGGAAUAUAGAGGAUAUGGUCUUUCACAAGGCACUCCGUCCGAAGAAGGUCUAUACAUGGAUGCUAGAGCUGGCUUAGACUAUUUAAGCUCACGGAAUGACAUCAAUCAUAACGAAAUUAUAGUCUUUGGCAGAUCCUUAGGAGGAGCAGUGGCCAUUGACCUGGCUACAAGACCGGAGAAUUCUCACAGAAUUUGGUGCCUUAUUCUGGAAAACACGUUUACUAGCAUUCCAGACAUGGCAGCCCUCUUAACCAGUUCGAAGUUGUUGCAGUACGUUCCACUUCUUCUGUACAAGAACAAGUACAUGUCAUUGCUGAAGAUAUCUUCGGUGAGUGUGCCAACGCUGUUCGUGUCUGGCCUAGGAGAUGCGUUGGUGCCGCCACGCAUGAUGACGGAGCUCUAUAAACGCUGCAACAGUUCUUGCAAGAGGAUGCUCCCCAUCCCGGGGGGCACGCACAACGAGACCUGGAACCAGUCCGGGUAUUACAAAUCCAUCUGCGACUUCCUCGCAGAACUGAGGCAGAGUCCGCCCUUGCGAGUGCCGCCUAGUCAUUGGCAAAUAAACGAGAUCUAAACGGCUCCGGAAACUCUGAAUUUACGUCCAAAGACCAGUGCGUCGCGCCAGGAGCACGCUAAGGAACUCUAUCGACUUGAUACAUUUCGCAUUACGCAUUAUGAAGUACCUGGUGCAGUGGUAAUAAGAUUCCCCGACUGCAUCCAGGUGUUUCGACCAAAUAGGUAUCGGCACCUAUCCACUGUUACUCCGCAACGUGACGUCGCCAUUUAGCACAAUGUACAUAGCGAUUCUGUGAUGCUAACCGAUCAACGUUGAUUUAGGAAUUUGUAAUAAAUAUCUAGGCCAUUUAGGGAAAAAAAAAGUCAUCCUUCGGAUUAAUGCGACCAGCGACUCGUUGCCUCAACUCUGAAACAAGUUUUGAUAUUUUCUUAUCGGAGGGAAACAGGAACCUUGUCGAACCUGACCAGUGAAUUCCCUCCCAGGGAUCGAGAUUUUCCACUUCGUACCUAAGCAACAAUCGCGAGGCUUUAACGUGACGAUUUUUAUGACGACGAAAUGUUAAGUCAAGUACUAGAACUUAAGAAAAUAAAGAGGGAAGGUGUUUGUUCCUA
Orussus abietinus is the source of this 1991-nucleotide messenger RNA. RefSeq names its product protein ABHD13 (gene Bem46). Lineage: Eukaryota; Metazoa; Arthropoda; Insecta; Hymenoptera; Orussidae. The coding region runs from base 412 to 1437 and encodes 341 amino acids. Gene Ontology annotation, molecular function: palmitoyl-(protein) hydrolase activity. Gene Ontology annotation, cellular component: membrane. The transcript has 5 exons. The record is from RefSeq and is a predicted model, not a curated record.